Molecule: messenger RNA, 1854 nt
Organism: Ruditapes philippinarum (Manila clam)
Lineage: Eukaryota; Metazoa; Mollusca; Bivalvia; Venerida; Veneridae
Product: transforming growth factor-beta-induced protein ig-h3-like
Exons: 6
Coding region: 163-1095 (310 amino acids)
Source: RefSeq, a predicted model, not a curated record
UCAGCUAUUGGCAAUACUACCUCUGGACAAUGGGCACUCUCAAUGUUUGACCUUUGACAUUUGAUACCCUGUACCUGAACUCUUUAAUUCACUUUGGUCUGAUUUUAGUCUUACGAAACCUAUAACUAGAGGCGGUUUCUUUUGUACAAAUCGAGUAUCAAAAUGAAGUGUUUUAUACUAAUAUGUUUGAUAGGACUGUCUUUUGGAUAUGAAGAUAAAACAGUUGCCCAAUACCUAAAGGAUACGCCUGGGUUUGUGACCCUCGCGAGUUUACUGCAAUCUACUGGCCUGGAUGCUGCUUUAGAUAAAGACGGACCAUACACUGUAUUUGCACCGACAGACGAUGCUUUGCGAAAUGUUGACGUUUCUGGUUUUACCAAUGAUCAAUUAAUAAGUAUAUUAACAUAUCAUGUGGUCCCCGAGUUUGUUCUUGUACCACAAAUUAGUCAGCCUGCAGCAAAAAGGACGCUUAAUAAUCAAACUUUAACACUCGAGCAAUCCGGAGGAGGUUUAUUGAUCAAUAAAGGUCAAGCCUAUCCCGCAAACGUGGUGGCCGGAGGAAAUGACGUCAUUGUAAACAACGGAGUGAUUCAGCCAAUCAACGGUAUUCUUAUACCACCGGCACUCCCUACAGCACCGCCAACCGCAGCCCCAACUACACCUGCUACAUACAAUAUUUACCAGCUUCUCCUCCGAGACAAUCGUUUCCAAAAUUUAGCACUUGCCAGUUUAUUAGCCAAUAUUACCAAUGACCUAGAGCAAAUUGAAAUGACCUUGUUUGCACCUACAAAUGCUGCUUUUGCCCUUUACGUGAACAAUCUGUUGGACCCUACUGCUCCGAAUGCAAUAAGAGUCUACCAAGAGGUGCUCAAAUACCAUGUAGUGCCCGGACGAAGACCUGCGAGUGCUCUAAGAACAGGUGCAUUAUACACAUUGCAUGGAACACCAGUCAAUAUUACAAUAGGAGCAGGUGUUACAGUAAACAAUGCUAAUGUUAUAGAAGCAGAUAUAAUGGCAACAAACGGGGUUAUUCAUGCUAUCGACCACGUUUUGAUUCCUCAAGACCUUUACCAGAUAGUUGGUGGAAGGAAAUAGGAAGAAAUCGUACAUUGACGAACAGUUAUUUGAGCUACACGAUCGGCUACAUUUAUCUUUUAUCAGUUUUAUCUUAUUUGUACCAUUUUAUUUAUGAACAUUGUUUUGUUUUAAGUCUUGUUUGUUAAUAUCUGCAUGUGUCCGCAAAUAUUUAGUCGCUUGAUUAUGCAUUCUUUUGUUACAUAACUUUACGAUUCUUUAACUUUGUUCACAGAUAACGAUAAUAAUCCACUGAAUAGAGUGUAGUUAGUAAUCGGCUGCUCCAGGAAGGCCCAUUAAUCAAGUAAUACAUUAGAAGUGAAAUUCAACAGUUUUAUUGUAAAUGAUACAACGAAGAAAAAAUAUCUUCCUUAUGAAAGUCCAGCAAUCCACAAGCUUCAUUAACUUAUUACCUGAUGAAUUUUUAAAUGACAUUGUCUAGGUUCCAUUCUCCUAACUGUCUAUAAUUAAUAGAACAUUGAUAUUAAGCCUAUCCGGACAUCACGGAUGUGCAGGCUUGUCUUGUUUAAUACCAUUGAGAAAGGCUCGUCGUUUUUGGUUCUAGCAUGUUUCUCACGACUGUUUUCCUCGAUUUUGUGUCUUAUUGAUCAUUAUAACACGGGAAUGGAAAAUAGUGAAAUGCUUCUCGGUUUUACAGUAUGAUAUUCAUUCCUUACAACAUAUGUAUUUUUGAGAUAUUGCGUUUCCAAUGAAACAUAUAGCAAAAACUAUUGUGUUAUGAAAUGAACUUACAAUAAAUAUUGAGCUCUAUGAUAUACA